UCUCCAUCUCUGUCGUCAUUGUGAGAAAGCCUGGGAGUGGCAGGAAGGAGGCGAGGCAGAGGAGAAGGAAGAGAAAGAGGAGGAGGAGAACGAAAAGGUUGAGCAGUUGUACGCAAAUCAGGAUUUCCUGACUAUUUACGCAGCAUCCUUCUAUUUACGGCAGCAGUAUGGCCGCGGGUUCAGUGUCUCAAGCAGAGGUUCAGACCUCCUUCCAGAAAUUUGCUGUCCAUGGAGACACUAAAGCCACAGGGAAGGAGAUGAAUGGCAAGAACUUUGCUAAGAUCUGCAAGGACUGCCACAUCAUCGAUGGAAAGAACGUUACCACAACAGAUGUUGACAUAGUUUUCAGCAAAGUCAAGGCAAAGUCAGCUCGUGUUAUCACAUUUGAGCAGUUCACCCAGGCCCUGACAGAGUUGGCUCCCAAACGUUUUAAAGGAAAAAGCAAGGAGGAGGCGCUUCAGCAGCUCUAUGGUCUCAUUGUUGGUAAGGAGCCUGCCAACGCUGGAGUCACCAAAGUGGCAAAGGCAGCAGCUGUUGACAGACUGACAGACACGACCAAAUACACUGGAGCACACAAGGAGCGGUUCGACGAUUCGGGCAAAGGGAAAGGAAAGGCCGGACGUGAGGACAUCCCAGACAACAGUGGCUAUGUGGCAGCUUACAAGGGCAGCGGCAGUUAUGAUGACAAAGUCAAAGAAGCAUAAUUCUCCUAAGAGAUUAUGAAAACAUUGUUUCACCAAUAACUUGUUGGGUAAUUAAUAUAUUGGCUACUCUAUUUUGAAGACAAAACAAUGAUACUGUAUACUGUGUAUCCUGUGGGCCCCGCAUUCACCACACUCAGAUGAAGAAUGAAUGAAAAAACAUAUAAUUGGAGUUUCAAGGUUUUCAUAAAUGACAAUGGGGAAGAGAUAAUAUCCUGAAAAUAAUCCAAAGAUAAUGGAAAUACGUAUAGAUAUGGAAAUGCUGCAGUAUAGAGAGAAAUGCUGAAUGGGUCUUAGCAUGAACAACUCAUAGCAUUCUGUGUAUUGUCAGUGAUUUUACAUUGACCAUAACCUUAAAUUGUACCUUUAGCCAAGUAUGUUUUAAAGAAACUAACUCUGCUUUGUAGCAUAGCUUAACACUGUGCCUUACUAUUGAUAUAGCCACUAGUGUGAAUACUCUGAUAUACUGUAAUGUGCUGCUAUUCUCAGUGACCUUCAUGCAAUUAAUGAAAAUUUAGUUGGCUUUAGGAAAGUCACUCCUUCACUUGCUAAGCUUAUCACGUUAUAUUUCAGUGCCUUUAGCUACAUGAGCAAUCGUACCUAUUAUUAUUCUUGCCAUAGAAUUUAUUCAUAUCAUUGAAUUAAUUGUAUAUUAUAUUAUAUGAAAUAUAAUAUGUAGAGUGAAAAAAAUGAUAUUGAUGAAACAACAGUACAGAAUACUCUCCCUUUGUCUGUUCCCUAUUUCUUACUUACUGGCCAUAUAAAUCUGUUAUCUUUGAUUCACAUACUGUAUAAUGUAUUCCUUCAUACUGUUAUUUUGUUCCAAGUUGAAUCGAUUAAGAAUGUCUCAUUUCUCGCAGAAUUAAAGGCUGAAAAAUGUAUUUUAAGACAGAACUGAAUGUUGACAUUUUCAGUUUCUUGUACGUCUCACACAAUCAAACCUCAGACCAAAGUGAAUGUAAAAAUCUAAAUACUGUAGAUACAUGAAA
Molecule: messenger RNA, 1690 nt
Organism: Larimichthys crocea (large yellow croaker)
Lineage: Eukaryota; Metazoa; Chordata; Actinopteri; Sciaenidae
Gene: tppp2
Product: tubulin polymerization-promoting protein family member 2
Exons: 4
Coding region: 168-704 (178 amino acids)
Biological process (GO): positive regulation of protein polymerization; microtubule bundle formation; microtubule polymerization
Cellular component (GO): microtubule
Molecular function (GO): tubulin binding
Source: RefSeq, a predicted model, not a curated record